Messenger RNA from Radiomyces spectabilis, 1478 nucleotides. Its product is annotated as surface antigen-domain-containing protein. The transcript is spliced from 8 exons. Gene Ontology annotation, cellular component: outer membrane; SAM complex. Gene Ontology annotation, biological process: protein insertion into mitochondrial outer membrane. The record is from RefSeq and is a predicted model, not a curated record. The coding region runs from base 61 to 1395 and encodes 444 amino acids. Lineage: Eukaryota; Fungi; Mucoromycota; Mucoromycetes; Mucorales; Radiomycetaceae.
AUUGUCUUCCUUGUUCGUGUUGUUCCCUUUGGUGUUUUUUUUCCUUUCCCUUACAUAACCAUGACCGCACCUACUUCAGCCGAGAAUACCUUUCAAAUUCCCCUCCAUCCCGAUGCUCCUCUUCAAGUACACUCGCUUGGCAUUCUAGGCACUACCAGCACGCGUUCAGCCUUCUUGAAUGCCAUUACACGUCCAGUCUUUGAAGCCAAGACGGCUGGAAAUGUUAGUGACUGUAUUAAAGAUAUGGCCGGCAAGUUGCAGCGCCAUGAUAUUUUCACGAAUAUCAAGGUCACCGUGGCCACCAACCAAAGCGUCAACGACGCGAUCGAUGUUAUCGUAAACAUGGAAGAAAAGCCUCAAUCUGUAUUCUUGACUUCGCUUGGCGUUGGCGACAAUGAAAUGAACUUGAAAGGUGGUCUUGCUGUGCGCAAUGUUUUGGGCGGGGCUGAAACCGUGGAAACGACUUUUUCAUUCGGUAAUCGUACCAAAGCCGCUCUUGAGGGUUCGGUGGGUAUGCCUAUCAAUGCCUCUCCUGAUGCUCGGGUGAGUCUCUUUGCCAACGCCGCAAAGAAGGACUAUUCCAUGAUCAACUUUUAUGAUGAAUCGUCCAAAGCAGCUGGUGUCCGAUUCAAUGGAUGCUCAAAAUACGGUCACCACGAAUUAUCGUACGCAUUGACCCAUCGUGAUAUCACUGCACAUACCAAAUCGUCUUCAACUGUUCGUGCUCAAUCAGGCGAGAAUGUGAAAUCAUCCAUUUACCACUCUUUUGUCUGUGAUACGCGUGAUCGUGUUGCUGCACCCACGUCAGGCCAUUACUUUGGUGUUUUCCAAGAGUUCGCUGGUCUUGGUCAACGCGGCGAUGCCAGCUUCUUGAAGCAAGAAGUGAUUGGACAGUACCACAAGACACUUGUAGGCGAUGAGAAGGCUUCUUUCCGCGUCGUCUUGAGCACCCAUGCCAAGGCCGGUGUUUUGACGGCGUUUGACAACAAGGGUGUCAAUGUUUCUGAUCGUUUCUAUCUCGGCGGUCCCUUGUCAUUGAGAGGAUUCAAGAUGGGCGGCAUUGGCUCAAGAGACAACAAUGACGCACUGGGCGGUGGUGCUUACUGGGCGGCCGGUGCCAGCUUAAUUAGCGAUGUCCCUGGCGCACCCGAGUUGCCUAUCAAACUUCACGCUUUCGUAAAUGCGGGUAACAUUGCUGAUCAUUCGCAAGGUACCAACUUCAAGGCGACCGCGGAGUCCUUGGCUCAAGAACCCCGCACUUCGGCUGGUGUAGGAUUGGUCUUCCUUCACGCUAUUGCAAGAGUCGAGGCCAACUUUUGUAUACCUUUGCAGCACAGAACAGGUGAUAUUGCUCAGCCUGGAUUCCAGCUUGGCUUUGGUCUCAACUUCUUGUAAUCAUCAUCAAUCCACCGUAAUAAAAAGUAUCAAUAAAUUAUGCUACGCAAUUCAAUUAUCAUUGCAAACCAGAGCAUUACAGU